Molecule: messenger RNA, 1503 nt
Organism: Symbiodinium sp. CCMP2456
Lineage: Eukaryota; Dinophyceae; Suessiales; Symbiodiniaceae
Source: the annotation of a GenBank genome assembly
AUGACCCCGACCCCGCUGCAUCAACUCGUUCAAAAUUACCUGGAAGGGCUCAGUUCUCCGGAAGAACUGGCUCAGCUGAACGAGCGUCUGCGCACCGAUGCCGCCGCACGGCGUGAGUUCCUGGAAAUUGUAAACCUCGAUUCGGCCCUCGCCGAGGUCACCGUCGCCGUACCUUCGCUGGAAGAAACCAACUUCGCCGCGGAUACCCCGGAGACUCUAGCCACCGAACCUUCCGGCCGCUCAUCAUCUCGUUGGUCGGUCACGCUCGGUGUCGCGGCAUCGUUGGCCAUCUGCUUGCUGCUUGGGGCGUUUGGCUAUUACGCUUAUCUUCCUCCAGCCCAAUUGGCAAUCGUCGAAAACGCUGCAGGUCUCGACUUCGUUGCCGGGGCCAAAGUGGGUCGUCGGACCUACGAGAUCACCGCUGGCACGCUUGAGUUGGUCACCAACCGCGGCGCUCGCGUGGUGAUCGAAGCCCCAGCCCGAUUCACGUUUCAAUCGGAGCAACUGCUUCAGCUCGACUACGGGCGCCUCGCCGCCGAUGUUCCUCCCGCUGCCAAAGGGUUCACCGUGAUUACGCCUAGUGGCAAAGCGGUCGAUCUCGGUACGAAGUUCGGCGUCGACAUGCCACAAGGGGGCAACGCCGAAGUACACGUCUUCCAAGGUGAAGUGAUCGCCAGUACAACGACCGGCGACGACGCACGCAACUUGAAAGAUGGCGAGGCCCUUCGCUUUGCGGCAAAAGAUCAGUCUCCUGCCAACUUCCGCUCCGCCGCGUUCAUUCAGCCUGGCGAAGUCGUUCAACUGCAUGCCGCCCUGCAAGCUGGCCAACAAGUGCGUUCCGUCUCCGAGAUUGAAAAGCUUCGCGACGACCCUGAUUUGAUCUCGCUGAUCGACUUCGAGUCAGACGUUCGGCUCCCCGGCAACUACCGCACCGUUCAAGGGCGUUGGCCAGGUUCGAAGGCGGCUGAGCUCGUCAACAUCGGCGAACAUGUCAAGCUGAACGUCGGCGGCGAACACCCUUGGCCGCAGCUGACAUUGGCGGCCUGUGUUCGCUUGGAUCAUCUCGGCGAACCGUACCAAUCGCUGCUGCAUACCGACGGCUGGGACAAGUCUCGUAAAGGGCAAGUGCAUUGGAUGGUCACGAAACAAUCGACCAUGCGUCUGGCCCUUCGCGACAACAAACUGGCCCCCACCGAUCAGCCCAACUCUGGCUUCCCGGACUCCCAGAUAGCCGUCCUUCCGGAACAAGGACGCUGGGUUCACCUGGCCGCCGUUUACGAUGCGGACAAGCAAACCGUUCGCUUCUAUUUCAACGGCCAAUUUGAUAACGAAGUGGCCCUCUCGCAAGCGUAUCCUGGCCUGCUCGGCUCUGCCCAGAUCGGCAACUGGAACGAGAUCGAUCGUAAGCUGAGCGGCCGUGUCGACGAGCUGUUGAUCAUGGGCCGCGCAAUGUCCGACAAGGAAAUGCAAGCCCUUUACGACGCCGGUAAUCCUUACCACUAA